Engraulis encrasicolus (European anchovy) is the source of this 4071-nucleotide messenger RNA. RefSeq names its product proline dehydrogenase 1, mitochondrial-like. Gene Ontology annotation, cellular component: mitochondrion. The record is from RefSeq and is a predicted model, not a curated record. The coding region runs from base 101 to 1966 and encodes 621 amino acids. The transcript has 14 exons. Gene Ontology annotation, molecular function: proline dehydrogenase activity; FAD binding. Lineage: Eukaryota; Metazoa; Chordata; Actinopteri; Clupeiformes; Engraulidae.
AUUUACUCCAGUACCCCGCCUUCACUUGGUUGAGCUACUUAUAAGAAACGCCGUUGACCAAGUUGUGUCAGAGAGGAUAUUCACAUUUUCACAAGUAACCAUGUCUUACGGAAAGAUCGCACCGGCUCUCGCCAGGGCCAGUACCGAUAAGUUCAUGCGAAUGAGGUUUACUCAAGACAGGCUCCGAUCGACAGUAGCAUCAACCCAACGAGACUUGAAGGCGGAUGAAUCGGUGGGAACAGUUCCUUUAGUUGAGGUCGAUGCCGACCUCAUCAGCCAGACUAAAAUUGCUGAUGACCACAAGAGAAACAUAUCCAUUGACUUUGAAAACACAGAAGAAGCCUACAAAAGCAAAAACACACUUGAACUUAUGAGAAGUUUGUUGGUGUUUAAGCUGUGCACAAUUGACUUCCUGGUUGACAAAAAUAAGGAGCUCAUGGACUUCAGCAAGAAGAUUCUGGGUCAGAAACUGUUCGAGAAGGCUAUGAAGAUGACCUUCUACGGCCAGUUUGUUGCGGGAGAAGACCACAACGCCAUCAAGCCACUGAUUGGCAAGAAUCAAGCUUUUGGCGUGGGCUCAGUGCUAGACUACAGCGUGGAGGAGGACCUCACCCAGGAGGAAGCAGAGAAGAAGGAAAUGGAUGCAUGUGUGUCAGCAGCAGAGAAAGAGAGUCCAGGCAAAGACCACAGGGAGAAAAAGUACAAGGCUCACCGUCAGUUUGGCGACCGUCGUGGGGGUGUGAUCAGCGCUCGUACAUACUUCUACGCCGAUGAAGCCAAGUGUGACCAGCACAUGGAAACCUUCCUGAAGUGCAUCAGGGCCUCAGGUGGUGCCGCGGUGGAUGGGUUCUCUGCCAUCAAGAUGACUGCCCUUGGCCGUCCACAGUUCCUGCUCCAGUUCUCUGAGGUGCUGGUAAAAUGGCGUCAGUUCUUCAACUUCCUCGCAGCCCAACAAGGCAAAGCAGGCAUGGACGCUCUGGAGCAGAAACUUGAGCUGGAGCAACUGCAGGACAGUCUGACUCAGCUGGGCGUUGGAAGCAAGUCUGACAUUGAAUCUUGGCUUACUGGAGAAAAGCUCGGAUCAUCUGGGACUAUUGACCUUCUUGACUGGAACAGUCUAAUCAACGACAGGACCAAGAUCUCAAAUCUGCUCGUUGUUCCAAAUGUUGAGUCUGGUCAUCUGGAGCCUCUCCUGGACAAGUUCACUGAGGAAGAGGAGAAGCAGAUGAAGAGGAUGCUGCAGAGGAUGGAUGUUCUGGCCAAGCAUGCACUGGAGCAUGGCGUGCGGCUCAUGGUGGACGCGGAGCAGACCUACUUCCAGCCCGCCAUCAGCCGCCUCACAUUGGAGAUGCAGAGGAAGUUCAACCGUGAGAUGCCGGUCAUCUUCAACACCUACCAGUGCUACCUGAAGGAGGCCUAUGACAAUGUGACUGUGGACGUGGAGCUGUCUCGCCGUGAGGGCUGGUACUUUGGUGCCAAGCUGGUGCGCGGAGCAUACAUGUACCAGGAGAGAUCCAGAGCUGCAGAAAUCGGCUACGAGGACCCCAUCAACCCAGACUACGAAGCCACCAACAGGAUGUACCACAAGUGUCUGGAGUACGUUCUGGAGGAGAUCGAACACAACCGGAACGCCAACGUCAUGGUUGCGUCACACAACGAGGACACCGUGAAGUUUACUCUGGAAAAGAUGAACGAGAUGGGCCUGACGCCUGAGGAGCACAAGGUGUACUUUGGCCAACUGCUGGGCAUGUGUGACCAGAUCAGCUUCCCCCUGGGUCAGGCCGGAUUCCCAGUGUACAAGUAUGUGCCCUACGGGCCGGUGAACGAGGUCAUUCCGUACCUGUCUCGCCGCGCCCAGGAGAACCGCGGCUUCAUGAAGGGCUCCCAGCGUGAGCGCAGCCUGCUCUGGGCCGAGCUCAAGCGCCGCGUGCUCAACAGACAGGUCUUCUACCAGCCCACCUACUGAAGGCCAGAGGCGCUGAUCGCUCCCCAGCCUGAUAUAAAAUCCUUGCCACAAUGUUUGAUCCAGCCACCGCUAGCCAAACCAGCUGAUUGUAGUGUCACAAAAGUCACAUGCUCAACGGCAAGGGGUUCUACCAGCCCACCUACUGAAGGGCAGAGUCAACGGUCCAAGAAAACCUCGCCACAUGUCUGAUCCAACAACUAUUAGAUGAAGCUGAUUGUAGCGUGAAUAACCAACAGCCAGGGGUUCCAGCAGCCCACUUCCAGAAGGUCAGAGACACCUAUACUCAUGAACGGCGUGACGUUUUCCAUGUGCGUUACGCCCAUUUAUGGGGGAAAACAACCCAUACAAGUCAAUUGGUAAUGUUGGGGUUCAAUAAACGAAAGAUACGGACCUGUAGACAAGCGUUGUUCACGUGCAACAUGCCGAAAACGUGUUGUGUUGCCGGCUGUUCAAAUAAUAUAGCCAAACAGCCGUGGCUGAAGCAUGGAAUCUGUUCAUUUAGGUUAGCCGAUGUAGCAUGUAAGUCAAUGAGACAUUCGGUUUGUUUUCACCCAUAAAGGGGCGUAACGCAAAUUUAAGAGCAAAGUACCCGGAUGGCCGUUCAUGAGUAUUGGCUCCCUGGCCCAGGAACCAGCAGACAGCAAAUCCUGUACUGGCAUGAUAAACCUUGAAAUGGGCAGGGUAAUAAGGUUUUCCCGUUAACAAGAUGUCACUAACAAGCUCACCUGUCUGGCUAACGAGUGUGCCUACUGUAAUUACAAUCAGCCGGUUUUGUCAGUUAGCUGGAACACGGCAGGUCAUUUCUGGAUCUGGGAUGUGAUGUUUGCAUUGGACCUAUGGGGGCGUCUUGGGUUAAAGGCCCUCGGAGCACAAGGAGGAGGAAGAAUGGACAGAUGUACAGUGUAGAAGGAGGAGAGAAAAAAGAAAUGUGACGCUGAAACGCACAAGAAAAGAGGAGGGGUGUAAAAUGAAUAGCAGAGAACAGUGAAACGGAUAGACAGGGUUAGGUUAUGAUGAUAAAUAAAUAAUAUAUUGGCAAGGACUCAAAUGGAACCUACUGUUUAUCUACACAGCAUACAAUAGUGAUGGAAAUGGUUUAGUAAAUCAAGUGACCUUAUUAGUGUAGUGCACUACUUCACUCUUCACAUUUCUCAAGUGCUGCUAAUCCUUCUACCAUACAUGCGGUUCAGUAUGGAGUAUGGGCCCAAGAAAAUCCUCCAAAAAAACAUUCCUUAAUUCUUAACCACGGAUAACAUAAGCCUUCUGCUACUGUAGCACACCUACUUGUACUGUACAUAGAACAUUGUGACUCUUGCGUUGUGUUUGUGCAUGGUCCUGGAUCACAGCUAAAAUAUUAUUUUUGGAUAAUGUUUCUGUAUUGUUGUUGUUAUUAUUAUUUAAGUACUUUUAACUAUUGGUUCUGUGACUGUUGGGCAGGUCAGUGAAUCUUUUACCAUGAAUUGUGGUUUGGUACGCUUUUUAUGAAUGUGCAUGGAGUUGCAAGGAAUUGUGGAGCAAAUGGCAAAAAAGUCCAAAACUGUAGAUAGUCUGUUAGUGGUUAUCUCUGUUUAAGCACUUUUGUAGUGUGAAAGGCCUUUGUCAUUUUUUUUUUUUUAAUCAUGAGAUUUGCUAUACGCUGCUUUUGCCUCUUGUAAAUAUUGCCUCUAAAAUAAUAAUAUUAUCUCCUUGCAUGUGUUGUUUUCUAUAUGUUGUUGUCAGUGGUGUAGUCUGCUUUUUUGAAGUGGGUAUACUGUAUAUUCGAGAUUUUUUUGAAGCGGGUAUACUGUAUAUAUUUAUGCUAUUCUAAACAAUGGAUCAAUCAAUUUUAAGUGGGUAUACUGAAAUCCCUAAAAUUUAGAAGUGGGUAUACUCCGUAUACCUGCAUUCUACAUAGACUACACCACUGGUUGUUUUAAGCAAAUGUCCUUUGAUAUAAAGGUUUUAUUAUCAAAUGAUUUGCACACUUUUACUCUUUGUAGUCAUAAAGUGGGGGGAAGAAAAUGAAAAUGUUAAAUACUGUGGCAGCAACUAUCCAUAGUUUUACUGUAAAUGCUCAUAGUAUUUUGUCAAUCUUGCUGAGCUGAAAUAAAAAAAAAAAUAUUGAA